Messenger RNA from Onychostoma macrolepis, 7177 nucleotides. RefSeq names its product ATPase 13A3 (gene atp13a3). Gene Ontology annotation, cellular component: late endosome membrane. The transcript has 34 exons. The coding region runs from base 643 to 4407 and encodes 1254 amino acids. Gene Ontology annotation, biological process: intracellular calcium ion homeostasis; polyamine transmembrane transport. Lineage: Eukaryota; Metazoa; Chordata; Actinopteri; Cypriniformes; Cyprinidae. Gene Ontology annotation, molecular function: ATP binding; ATPase-coupled monoatomic cation transmembrane transporter activity; ATP hydrolysis activity. The record is from RefSeq and is a predicted model, not a curated record.
AUAGUAGACAGCACUCUUGUCAAAACGAUCACAUGGAUCUGCGAUAAUGACUGUCAUUUCUUUUUAGUUAAAUACUGUCACAUAAACACUGUGAAUGAUUCAUUAGUAAAUGAUGGUAAAGGCUGUCUAACCAAUCAGGUGAAGUCUUAUCAGUGGAGACCCAUCCCCCAUAGCACAGGAUGGCAUGGUAACCUCUCUGACCUUUAUUUUAUUCAGUCUUUGUAUGAAAACAGAGUCAGAUGUUCUGAGUAACACAUUCAUCAUAUAAAUUUUCUUGUGGCCUUUAUGCUGCGCUGUUGGCGUUUUUGUGAGCUGUGGCUUAUUUCUAUUUUUCAAAUUGCCAGUAUGCCAGCCAGACGCUGUUUGAUUUGUUAAUGUAUAGACAGAGCCCUUUUCUAUUUCAUUUCUUCAGUGUCUUUUGUUCAGAUGUUUAAAUCCAAGAAAGUGAAAACCUGGCUUGAACCGCUGGUCACUUUAAUGUUUUCUCUCUCUGUGAGCUGCUUAGAAACACUCGGAGUCCAGGUCUGCAGUGAAAGAGCGUAAAAGAGAGAGGCCUCUUUAUAGGUGAAGGGAUUGCCCAGGGCCACAGCGCCCAGAAUCUGAAGGAGAGCAGCAGUUAUCCAGGCAGGACUAAAGAUCAGGAUGGAGAAGGAAGAUCUGAAGAUUAUCAACAAGGGUUUGGAGGAUGAGAUGGAGCUGAGCGGGUAUCGGCUGUGCCGAUGGAAGGUGGUUCUGGUGGGUUUGGGUGGUCUCUGUACGGGCGGUUUUCUCUUCCUGCUGCUUUAUUGGAUGCCUGAAUGGUGCGUGAAGGCCACCUGCACACGGACCACCGUCAGAGACGCAGACGUCGCCCUCUUACGAAGCACCGACGAGUUCAAGCGGUGGUUUCGAGCGAGGAUUCGAAUAAUGCUGGCCCCUGGGAAGGACCCUUACGACAACCUGGCCUCUCAAACCGCCUCCCCUCAGGCCAAUGACCACGCCCACAACCCCUCUGACUCUGCCCCUGGGAAAAUUACCAGGAAUCCAGAGGACCAGCAUGUGCCGAGACGUUAUUUUACCCUCCACAGCACUAAAUACUUUUGGAACGACCCCAUUCAGAACUUUGAAGUAUUGAAAGGCCUGGAAGAUCUGAGCAUGACCUGUUCAUCCGUUCACUCAAAGCACAGUGCCGGGCUCAACAAAAACCAGCAGGAGUACAGGAGAUUUUUUUUCGGACUGAAUGAAAUAGACGUGAAAGUGCCUUCUCUUUUCAAGCUGCUAAUUAAGGAGGUCCUCAAUCCUUUCUACAUCUUCCAGCUCUUCAGUGUUAUUCUGUGGUGUACUGAUGAAUACUAUUACUACGCAAUGGCCAUAGUUGUCAUGUCAGUCAUAUCAAUAGCUACCUCUCUCUACACUAUUAAAAAGCAAUAUGUAAUGCUACACGACAUGGUGGCAGCACACAGUACUGUUCGAGUUACAGUCUACAGGGGCAAAAACGAAACAGAGGAAGCCCUGUCCACAGACUUGGUCCCCGGCGACGUCAUCGUCAUCCCCAGCAACGGGACCAUCAUGCCCUGUGAUGCAGUGCUCAUCUGUGGAACCUGCAUUGUUAAUGAGAGCAUGCUUACAGGUGAGAGUGUUCCAGUCACAAAGACUGACCUUCCAAACCCUCAACGGGACAAGAAGGGUGGGGAUGGAGACGUGAUCUACAGCACAGAGGAACACAAGAGACACACGCUCUUCUGUGGCACAAACGUCAUACAGACCCGCUACUACACAGGAGAAAUGGUCAAAGCCGUGGUGGUCCGCACGGGUUUCAGCACUGCUAAAGGGCAGCUCAUCCGCUCUAUCCUGUACCCAAAACCCACAGAUUUUAAGUUGUACCGGGAUGCCUACCUGUUCCUGCUGUGCCUGGUGGCCGUUGCCAGCGUCGUCUUUGUCUAUUCUUUGGUCAUGAAAAUCAUAAAUCAGGAACCAGUAAAGGAAAUCAUAGUCAAGUCUCUGGACAUCAUUACUAUCACAGUGCCCCCUGCGCUGCCGGCAGCCAUGACAGCGGGCAUCGUCUAUGCUCAGCGGCGCCUCAGGAAAGUCGGGAUAUUCUCCAUCAGCCCACAAAGAAUCAACAUCUGUGGGCAGCUGAACCUGGUGUGCUUUGACAAGACCGGCACUCUCACAGAAGAUGGCUUGGACAUGUGGGGAAUUCAACGAACAGAAGACGGCAGAUUCCACCAUUCAGAAGAAAAAGCAGACGAUAAGAGCUUAGUAACAACCAAGUUUGUGUCCUGCAUGGCCACCUGUCACUCUCUCACCAAGAUUGAGGGUCAGCUCUCUGGAGAUCCACUAGACCUCAAGAUGUUUGAGGCCACAGGCUGGAUAUUGGUGGAAGCUACAGAAGAGGAGACGGCUCACCACGACCGCAUUGAACUCACUUACGUAAAACCACCCAAUCAGCUUCUGCCACCACCAGUCAUAUCACCUGAACAGGACAUGGAACUGUCUGAACUCUAUGAGCUCUCGGCAUCAUAUAUGAUCGGUAUUGUGCGGCAGUUCUCCUUCUCCUCCGCUCUGCAGAGAAUGAGCGUGGUUGUCCGUCAGAUCGGAGAGAGACGUAUGGACGCCUAUCUGAAAGGAGCUCCAGAGGUUGUGGCAAGCCUGUGUAAGAAAGAAACAGUACCAGAAGAUUUUGCAGAGGUUCUGGAGGACUACACCAAACAGGGCUUCCGGGUCAUCGCACUGGCACACAGACGGCUGGAAUCCAAACUUACAUUUCACAAAGUGCAGAACAUUAACCGCGAUCAAAUUGAGAAAAAUAUGGAUUUUCUGGGUUUGAUCAUCAUGCAGAACAAGCUGAAAACGGAAACGCCAGGUGUGCUGGACGAUCUACGACGUGCCAACAUACGCACUGUUAUGGUCACAGGUGACAACAUGCUGACGGCCAUCUCUGUGGCACGAGACUGCGGCAUGAUUCAGCCACAAGACCGAGUAAUUAUUGCCGAUGCUUUGCCCCCUAAAGAUGGCCAGGCUGCCAAGAUCACCUGGCACUAUGCCGACAAACCCAGCAAACUCUUGAACAAGCCCACCAAACUAGAGGAGAUGGAGAUUAUUAUGGAAGAUGGGCAUUCUGUGGAUGAGAUGAAAACUCAGGAACAGUAUCACUUUGCCAUGAGCGGCAAAUCAUUUGCUGUGAUUACUGAGCAUUUCCAGGACCUGCUACAGAAGCUGGUGCUUCAUGGAACAGUAUUUGCAAGGAUGGCACCUGACCAGAAAACUCAGCUUGUUGAGACAUUAGAAAGUGUAGACUAUUUUGUUGGAAUGUGUGGAGACGGAGCAAAUGACUGCGGGGCACUGAAGAGAGCUCAUGCUGGGAUCUCUCUGUCAGAGCUGGAGGCUUCAGUCGCUUCUCCAUUUACCUCCACAACUCCCAGCAUCACCUGCGUGCCCAAUCUGAUCAGGGAGGGCAGAGCGGCUCUCAUCACCUCCUUCUGUGUGUUUAAGUUCAUGGCUCUGUACAGUAUUAUUCAAUGCCUCAGUGUUGCCCUUCUCUACUCCAUUCGCAGCAACCUGGGCGACUUCCAGUUUCUCUUCAUCGACAUGGCCAUCAUUCUUCUAAUUGUCUUCACCAUGAGUUUGAAUUCCGCGUGGAAGGAGCUUGUCGCCCAAAGACCUCCCUCCGGUCUCGUCUCAGGUCCUCUCCUCUUCUCAGUUCUGACCCAGAUUCUCAUUUGCCUGGGUUUCCAGAUCAUGGCCUUUCUCUUGAUCCAAGAAUUAGACUGGUACUCCAAACCAGAUUUCUACAACUGCUCUGCUCCCCAUCACAUGGAUAACUCCACUGAAGAAGAGAAAGAAGAAAGAAUCAUGAAUGAUGUGAAUACCACGCUCUUCUUCAUCUCCUCUUUUCAGUACCUCAUUGUUGCCAUUGUUUUCUCCAAAGGAAAGCCUUUCCGCCAGCCCAGCUACAAGAACUGGCCAUUUGUACUCUCUGCUUUAAUUCUCAUCGUUUUCCUGUUAUUCAUCAUGUUUGUCCCAAUCUCUGGAAUCUAUGAAUUUUUAGAGCUCGUAUGUGUUCCUUUGAGCUGGCGUGUGUCUAUGGUGCUCAUCGUGCUGGUCAACACCCUAGUGUCUGUCUUCAUCGAGACCGUCGUGCUUGACGUCAUCUUAUGGAAGCAUGUGUUCAGCAGAGACAAGCAGGGCAGCUAUGGCGUCUCCCCUGCAGGCCCGACACCACAGGGAGGAAUAGACAUGUUUGGAACGAAAUGCCUCUCCUGGCUCUGCUGCCGGCAGAAAAAAGUGCCCAAGGCUCGGUACAUGCACCUGGCCCAAGAGCUGAGCGUGGAUCCCGACUGGCCUCCCAAACCUAAGAGCACUACUGAAGCCAAACCCAACCCUCAUCCAGACGACUGCUCCUACCAGAUCGAAGCCGUUUCCUAGCGUUUCCACCAACACACUCCGUAUCGCAUGUCCAAACCACCAGGGAUACCUUUAAACAAAUGAAGCACUGUCAAAUAUAACGAUUUUGUUAAAAGAGAUAUGAAAAAGACACCAAAAACCUGCAAAGGAGAGUUUGUAUUAACACCUCAAAGAUAUCUCGAGGUGAUUCAUUGUCUCUCUUCUUUGAUUUUUAUUUUUUCUUCCUGCUGCUCAAGAUUGUUUUUUUUGGGGGGGGGGGGUUGUGGGCGGGGUUCACAGGCUGGGAACUGUGGAAGCUCCGCCCACACGGGAAUGCGGUUUGUCACCGAUAUCCCCUUAAGACAUCAUGUAGACUGCAAAGUGAUUGAACUCUACCAAAUGUGGCUCUUUACAUCACCUUCUCCGUGAUUUCAUGGACCUGGUGGCUCUCCUACGGAUAUCAGCUCUUCACUGGAUUUCAAGCAACGUCCUCUUAUGUAGUCUGUAGCGUAUCAUCUCUACAGGCUGCGCAGCAGGGGCUGCAUGCAAACGCUUUGGAAACCAUCGCUGCAUGCGGAACAAACCAAACUCUAGUGGCUCACAGAAUCCAAGAUCCAGCUUCAUUUACAGCCAGCUCGUUUUUACAAAUAUAUCGAGGUAGAGAUAUAUAUAAUUACACAUGAUCUUUACUUUUCAUAUCUCUUCCCAUGGAAGAAUCAAGGUGGGAUUCAGGUGAGGAAGGCCAAACAUUGUGAAAGUUGUUUGUGUUUUGUUCACCUCUCCUGGCGCAGUAUCCAGUGAUGGGUUUCGAUUUGGUCCAUCCUGAAACUUUUUACCAAUUUUUUUUUUCAUGACAAGUCCUGGUUUAUUCAGCAUCAUCAUUUUUGCAAUGACGCAUUUCUAGGAAUUGCAUUGGUAAUCAGCUGGAAGGGGCUCAGGUGCAUUGAUUGUUCACAAAGAAAUUUAGGGCACAUUCAUUAGGAAAAAGUACAAAUGAUAGAGCGUUAAACUGGAGUCUUUGUUUAAGGUGGGGACUAUCUGAAAAUGGUAUGUUCAAAUUUUGCAAUCCAAAUCAAAUCAGGCUGCCAAUGAAAUCACUCAAAAUUGGCCUCAUAACAGUAUUACUUGUGCAUGACUUAUAUUAACAGUUUUGCUGCUAAUCUAUGAAAAAAGGAACUUUUUUUUAAAAUCCUAAAUAACAAACUGAAGGUUCGAAAUGUUGCAGUUGAUCCCUUCCCUUCUUCCAGAUGUGAUUUACUUACAUAAUUUAUGCAAUGCAGUUCAACUAUCCUCAACUUGCAGGCUUGCCUCAGUGUUUUUUUUUUUGGUUUAUUUGUUUGUUUGGUUUUUGAAGGAAAACGUGUUUGUAUUUUUACUUAUGGUGUUCCUGAAAUGAACCACUAAACAGUAUCAGGUGGUCACCUUUGUUUGAUCUCUGACAGUUUGUAUUGUCGCUCAUCUAAAAAUCCAAGCCAUUGAUAGUCCAUGUGAAGUUUUGGUCAGUCACUUCACUUAGGUUGGUGUCUUUGUUUUUUUUUUUUUUUUUUUACAUUUUAAUACACACACACACACAAGAAGUUUCGAAUGGAAAAUAAAUGAUAGUAAAAUUUUACUAUUAAAAAAACAAAAAAAAAACAAACAGUUUCAUGUCUAUUGGGCUUCUCUUUAUUUAAUAAAUAAUGUGAGGUAAUAAAAUUUUGUAAACAUAUUAAAGAUAUGUUCUACACAAACCUUAUACAAAAACCUUCUACAAAAAGUUCAUACAGUAAAUCUUACAAUCUGAUCAUAGGUUUUCUUCCAUGUUUGUUUAUUUAUUGUUUGGACUUCAAAUUCAUGUUGAUUUAUUUUUAAUUCUUCAGUUUAAUCUGAAAAAGGGCUGAAUCUGUCUCUGUAUUUAUUGCUCCAUUUCUGCAAUACUUUGGUACUGUUUUAUGAAAUGGUAUUGAUCAUCUGAAAUAAUUGCAGUGUGUUCUUUUCAACCGUGUUUGUCCGAUAUUGUGUCCGUAUGUUUGUUUAUAUCAUAAAUGCGUGUUUUCUGGGCAUUCCUUGAACGAGGCAACAAAAAAUAAAUAAAUCACCUUACUGUUAUUGACCUUGGUGAGACGAUCAAUUACAUGAUGUAUCAGUUUUGUAAACUACCACCUCAAAGCAUCAGCUCACACCAUCUACUGACCCCGGAUGGAUAAACAAACACAACAAUCUUUUAAAAAGAAAAAAAAAACCUGUAUGUCCUUAACAAAUGUGAACACAAUGCUGAAUGAUUUGGGAAUUGGGGAAUGUUAAAUUAUUUUAUUUUUUAAUUAUUGUUCUUGUUAAUGCUAAGUUUAUUUUUUUUUUUUUUUUUUUAUUUAAAUGGUUUUGUUCGUCUUGAUCUGAACUGUGUGAUGUGGCAAUCAGUUUCUCUUCCUCUAGGAGGCAGUAGGUUGCUGCUAGGCCUUGGAGAACAUCGUUAAAUCCUGUCACAAUAACAAACCUGCACAUUUGUAUUGGUUUUGUUCACUUUUACAUCUUCAAAUGUAAACUUUUUCUUUUUUUUUCACAACCGGGGCAGUGUUCAUGUUAUCUGUCAUAUCUGCAGUUCACACAGGAAUAAGAGUGUUUGAUUACUGGAGGUUAUUCAGUACACAAUGUUACUCCUUGCUUUCGUUCAUUUUGUACCGUAUGUCAUAUUCAUUGUCAUUUGAGAACGGUGUUAUCAAACGUGAACAAAAGAUCAGCCACUGGUUCUUUUAAAGCUGGAGUGGUUAAUUUCCUCAGGGAAAUGUGUGUAUUUGUAAUGAUUAAUGCUAAAUAAAUGAGUAUGGAAAAGUAA